This is a messenger RNA of Seminavis robusta, 411 nucleotides long. NCBI's taxonomy places the organism in Eukaryota, Bacillariophyta, Bacillariophyceae, Naviculales, Naviculaceae. The record is from the annotation of a GenBank genome assembly.
AUGAUGAUGAAGAACAGUAUUUUCGCCGUGUUCAUGGUUGCUGCCGCUAGCAUGAUCUCUACCGUUUCUGCCCAGGAUGCGCCUGCUGAGCAGGUAGUCUGGUCUCAAGAGUACAUGCUGCAGACCAAGACCAACAGAAAUUCCGGCGAGUGGUUGGAAACUACCUUGGAUUUCUGCGUCAUGCAAGAAGUGGCUGAAGGCACUGCUGCCGUCUUCCCAGCUCAAUUGGCCAAGAAUGACAAGCUCUGGCUCACCAACGAUAGUGUCACCCGCCUCGUACCUGUCGAAGGAACUGUCCAGUCUGAGGCUUGCUAUGACCGCAAGUCCAUUGGAAAAAAGAACAAGCAGUGCGGAAGUUACCACGUUGACCAGAACAAGUCUGGUAGCCUCCGUGUUCACUACUGUGAGUAA